Hylaeus volcanicus is the source of this 1476-nucleotide messenger RNA. It is a transcript of the gene Efr, whose product is annotated as UDP-xylose and UDP-N-acetylglucosamine transporter. The coding region runs from base 268 to 1272 and encodes 334 amino acids. The record is from RefSeq and is a predicted model, not a curated record. Gene Ontology annotation, biological process: transmembrane transport. Lineage: Eukaryota; Metazoa; Arthropoda; Insecta; Hymenoptera; Colletidae. The transcript has 5 exons. Gene Ontology annotation, cellular component: endoplasmic reticulum membrane; Golgi membrane. Gene Ontology annotation, molecular function: UDP-xylose transmembrane transporter activity; UDP-N-acetylglucosamine transmembrane transporter activity.
UAAUAAUGUUUCGUUCACGUGCUAACAGUGCAGUCCUUAUUCUACUGUGUGCAUGUAGUGAAGGAAUUAUAUGAAUGUGACGUUUACAUGAUACAUCAUAUUACCAUGUAUUGUUGGUUUCGUAGAAAUUAUCUUAGUACUCGUAGCAAUUGACCGACGUGCUCCAUAUGAUUUCAACUUAAAAUACGUAUCCGACUAUCCAAAAAGUGUGCAGAGCCAUUUGUCAAUUUUAGGUUAACUUUCAUGAUAUUCGGUAAUUAAUAUAAAAUGCGUGCAACUAUUGCAAUUUUGGGCGUCUUCCUCGGCUGUUGCAGCAACGUUGUUUUCCUGGAGCUUCUUGUCAAAGAAGAUCCUGGUAGUGGGAACCUUAUAACGUUUGCACAGUUUCUAUUUAUAGCAAUAGAAGGAUUCUUAUUUACCUCAAAAUGUGGAACUGCGAAGCCCCAUAUAGGAAUAAAGGACUACUUUGUAUUGGUAACAAUGUUCUUUGUUGCAAAUGUUUGUAACAAUUAUGCAUUUGAUUUUAACAUACCUAUGCCAUUGCAUAUGAUAUUCAGAGCUGGUUCUUUGAUAGCUAAUAUGAUUAUGGGUAUCGUUAUUUUAAAGAAACAAUAUGCAUUUAGUAAGUUUUUAUCUGUGUUUAUGAUUACCUUUGGUAUCGCUAUUUGUACAAUUGUUAGUGGCAAGGAAAUCAAAUCUUUGCGAGCUAAGAAUGCAGAACAAGUACCUACUACCCCGUGGGAUGACUUCUUUUGGUGGAUAUUGGGUAUUUCAUUGUUAACAAUUGCGUUAUUCGUUUCUGCUAGAAUGGGUAUUUAUCAAGAAGUAUUGCACAAAAAGUAUGGGAAAAAUCCAAGAGAGGCACUAUACUAUACGCAUCUAUUGCCAAUGCCAUUUUUUCUUACGCUAGCUCCUAAUAUAUGGGAACAUUUUUCGUAUGCACUUGCAUCAGAACCAUUGCAACUGUCUCUGAUCAAUUUACAUGUGCCAAAAUUAAUUGUAUACCUUAUAGGAAACAUUCUCACACAAUACGUCUGUAUUAGUUCUGUCUAUGCAUUGACAGCAGAAUGCACAUCGCUCACAGUAACUUUAGUAAUAACCUUACGAAAGUUCGUGUCUUUAAUUUUUUCUAUAGUAUACUUUCAAAAUCCGUUUACCGUGUACCAUUGGGUUGGUACACUUCUAGUCUUUGUGGGAACAGUGAUAUUUACAGAAAUAUUACCAAAGAUUUCAGAUAGCUUGCAACCUAAAGAGAAGAAGAAAGUGCAAUAACAAGCGGUAUCAUUAAUAGUACAAACAAAAUAUUUCAUGUUUAAUUUAAUUUAAACAAACAGUAAAACAUCUUUUGAAUAAAUUUAAUUUCUGUUACGAAUGUAAGAGAUAAACGAUUAAUUGUAAUAUAAGUAAACCUUCAAAUUAUAUUUUAUUAAAAAAAGUUACAAAAUGUAAUAAAAAGUUUGAAUGUUUUAACAAGUA